AUGACGGAAACGGAAUGCAGUAUCUGCUGCGAAGACUAUACAGUAAUUCAAAAAAUCUCAUCAGUAUGUGGUCAUGAUGACCUUUGCCCCAUCUGUAUCAAGCGACACAUUGAAGCCGAAUUGAAUACUAAAGGUGACAAUGUUCAAGUGCGAUGUCCAAAGUCUCGUUGUACAACAGAGUUGACUUAUGAAGAUUUAAGAAGAUUGGCUCCAAAGGAAUUAUUCGACAGGUAUGACACGUUGCUACUACGCGCUGCCAUACGUAAGCUCCCUGACUUUCGUUGGUGCAAGGCACCCAGAUGCGGUUCCGGUCAGGAACACACAACGGGAGAUAAUUUACCUAUAAUUACUUGUGAGGCUUGUGGCGCAAAAUCCUGUUUCACUCAUGACGUUCCAUGGCACGUUGGGUUGACCUGUAGCCAGUUCACCGAGCGAUUGAACACCACGGAUUAUACCGCUAAUGCUGCUUAUUAUGAACGUCACACAAAGCAAUGUCCCAAGUGUCACAGCUCUAUUGAGAAGAAUAAUGGAUGUGACCACAUGAGCUGCCGAUGUGGUUACGAGUUUUGCUGGCUGUGUCUAGGCGACUACGAAAAUAUCCGUCAGCAUGGUAACCAUUAUCACGAGCAAACUUGUCAAUAUUACGCAGCCUACGAUUCUGACAAUGAAGACGCGGAACAACACAUG
Messenger RNA from Funneliformis geosporum, 687 nucleotides. The record is from the annotation of a GenBank genome assembly. NCBI's taxonomy places the organism in Eukaryota, Fungi, Glomeromycota, Glomeromycetes, Glomerales, Glomeraceae.